AUGUCUGCCCAUUCACUGCUAAGAAGCCGCGCAGGGCUGUUCCGGCCCACGGCUUGCAUCUCUCAAACAAACCGCCUCUUUUCUACUACCCGCCAGUCUCGGUCAUCAGAGCCAACGCCUACCGCAAACCGUCCUACUCACUUUGGCUAUGAAACGGUGACGGAAUCCGUCAAGCAGGAGCGAGUUGCCGGAGUCUUCACUAGCGUUGCGGAAUCAUACGAUAAGAUGAACGACUUGAUGUCGCUGGGAGUUCAUCGUCUGUGGAAAGAUCACUUCGUCUCCUCCUUAAACCCAGGAGCGACAAACCCCAUCGGCAUGCCGCAGCGCAUCCUGGACGUCGCCGGAGGCACAGGUGACAUUGCCUUCCGCAUGCUGCAGCACGCCCACGUCAACAACGGCAACCCAAACGUGCACGUAACCAUCUCCGACAUCAAUCCCGCCAUGCUCGCUGUUGGCAAGCAGCGCUCCCUGUCUCUCCCGGCCUCCCACCAGUCUUCGCUCUCUUUCCUCGAGGCAAACGCCGAGGUUCUGCCCUCGUCGAUCGAGGACAACUCCCUUGAUUUGUACACUGUUUCCUUUGGAAUUCGAAACUUCUCCAAUAUCCCCGCUGCCCUAAAGGAGGCACACAGAGUCCUGAAGCCGGGCGGUGUUUUUGCCUGCAUGGAGUUUUCCAAAGUCGACAAGUACCCCAUCUUCAACGCCAUCUACAAGCAGUGGUCUUUCAGUGCAAUCCCGUUGAUUGGCCAGUUGGUUGCAGGAGACCGUGACAGCUACCAGUACCUUGUGGAAAGCAUUGAGCGAUUUCCCUCCCAAGACGAUUUCCGAGACAUGAUUGCUGAGGCGGGAUUCGCCAUUGUUGGAAAGGGGUAUGAGGAUCUUACCGGUGGUGUGGCCGCCAUUCACAAGGGCAUCAAGCCUCUAUGA
Messenger RNA from Trichoderma virens Gv29-8, 924 nucleotides. RefSeq lists its product as uncharacterized. Lineage: Eukaryota; Fungi; Ascomycota; Sordariomycetes; Hypocreales; Hypocreaceae. Gene Ontology annotation, molecular function: methyltransferase activity. Bases 1 to 924 code for a protein of 307 amino acids. The record is from RefSeq and is a predicted model, not a curated record. The transcript is spliced from 2 exons. Gene Ontology annotation, biological process: ubiquinone biosynthetic process.